Messenger RNA from Colletotrichum phormii, 407 nucleotides. RefSeq lists its product as uncharacterized. NCBI's taxonomy places the organism in Eukaryota, Fungi, Ascomycota, Sordariomycetes, Glomerellales, Glomerellaceae. Bases 50 to 340 code for a protein of 96 amino acids. The record is from RefSeq and is a predicted model, not a curated record. The transcript has a single exon.
UGGUGUUGUUGAUGAUGGUGUUGCCAAUGUCCGUCUCGUUGUGUAGGAAAUGCAGGGCCAGAAGUAUCCCUUCCGUACUCGUCGCAUAUGUAACGCACCGAGCAGCAACUCUUUCGGUACAUCUCUCUUAACGUGCCAGGCCGUGUCAUGCUUCCUCCCUUCCUCUUGUCCAGCUCUUCCCUCCCAUCACAUCUCGACUCGGCAUCCCUUCCAGUUCCCGUCCGUGAUCUUUUGGCACUUUGCCCUUUUCUCUGUCAGGUACGGUACGCCUCAUCGACGCCUCAAAAGCCGUAGAGUCCCUUCACUCCCCCUCCAUGUCCAGCCCACUACUCGCUUCUAGUCAGCCUUAGCGCGUCAUCGUGGAGAGGUCCCUUUGUGAAGUCGUUCCCCCCCGUGUCCGGGGCCUU